Xiphias gladius (swordfish) is the source of this 1683-nucleotide messenger RNA. RefSeq names its product steroid 17-alpha-hydroxylase/17,20 lyase. The transcript has 9 exons. The coding region runs from base 1 to 1575 and encodes 524 amino acids. Gene Ontology annotation, molecular function: steroid 17-alpha-monooxygenase activity; heme binding; iron ion binding. Gene Ontology annotation, biological process: progesterone metabolic process; hormone biosynthetic process. Lineage: Eukaryota; Metazoa; Chordata; Actinopteri; Istiophoriformes; Xiphiidae. The record is from RefSeq and is a predicted model, not a curated record.
AUGUGCACCCGUCUCCUCUCAUCUCUUCUUUCCUGCAUCUCCCUCCCUCCGUCCGUCCUCCUCGUCCUCUGCGUUAUCGCGGCAGCCGUCUUGGUCCUGAUCACUCUUCGGACAGCGCCUGAGGCCAAUCCUCCGUCCUCUCCUCCCCAAACUCGGGGCUCCAUCCCCUGCCUGCCGUGGCUCCCCGUCCUGGGCAGCCUCCCCUGGCUGGGAGGAGGCCUCCCCCCUCACCUCCUCUUCUCCGGGCUGUCCCGCAGGUACGGGUCUCUGUUCGCCCUCUACCUCGGCCCUCACUACACCGUGGUGGUGAACAACCACCAACACGCCAGGGAGGUCCUGCUGCAGAGAGGGAAAGACUUCGCCGGACGGCCGAGCAUGGUGACCACCAACCUGUUGACCAGAGGAGGUAAAGACAUCGCGUUCGCAGACUACUCUCCUCUCUGGAAGUCGCACCGCCGCCUCAUCCAAAACUCCUUCACCCUGUUUGGAGAAGGAACGAGUCGGCUGCAGGAUAUGGUUCUGUCCUCUGUGGACGACCUGUGUGCGGAGUUGUUGUCCGGUGGGCGGCACGGCUUCGACCCGUCUCCCGCGAUGACCAGGGCCGUCACCAACGUCGUGUGCAUGCUGGUGUUCGGCGCCACCUAUCGCCACGGUGACGCGGAGCUGCAGGAGGUGAUGGGAUACAACGACGGCAUCGUGCAAACGAUCGCCAGGGGGGCACUGGUGGACAUUUACCCCUGGAUGAAGGUCUUUCCCAACAAGUCUCUCAGUAAACUGAAGGACUGUAUCAGCGUCAGAGACCGACUGCUGACUCGCAAACUGGAGGAGCACAAGGCAUCGAUGAGUGACGGUGACCCCCGUGACCUUCUGGAUGCCUUGCUAAAGGGCCAGACAGGCAGGUCGUCCGGAUCGGGGGACGAGGGGAUAACAGACGACCACGUCCUGAUGACCGCGGCUGAGGCUUUUGGAGCCGGAGUGGAGACGACGUCCACCACACUGCUCUGGAUCCUGGCCUACCUGCUGCACCACCCGGAGGUCCAGGAUCGCGUGCAGAAGGAGCUGGAUGAGCAAAUUGGCGGCGAGCGAGCGGUGUGCAUGUCGGACCGCGGCCGGCUGCCGUACCUGGACUGUGUCAUCAACGAGGGCAUGAGGAUCCGACCGGUCUCUCCCAUACUGAUCCCACACAUGGCCAAGACCCACAGCAGCGUGGGAGGUCACUUUGUCAGUCGCGGGACUCGAGUUUUGGUCAACAUGUGGUCAAUUCACCACAACCCCAAAGACUGGGACAAACCUGACCUUUUCAACCCAGAUCGUUUCCUUGACGACCGGGGUCAGCGGGUCACACCCUCCUGCUUCCUUCCGUUCGGGGCGGGACCUCGGGUCUGCGUCGGCGAAUCACUGGCCAGGCUGGAGCUCUUUCUCUUCUUGUCCUCUCUGCUCCAGCGAUUGAGGUUCAGUCUGCCAAACGGGGCUCCCCCGCCCAACCUGCAGGGGCGGCUGGGUGUCGUCCUGCAGCCGUUACCUUACGAGGUCGUCGUCACUCCGAGGGCAGGGUGGGAGCGUGGAGCAAAAUAAAAAGGAGGGGGUAACAGCGAAGCGAAAUGGCAGGAGAAAGAAAAAGUAACUCUAAAAGUUUUUGUUGUGUCAUUAAAAUUUUAUGGAAGUGAACGUUAAAAUCCUCCU